AUGCCCACAGCCAGCCCCAGGGUCACCAGUGGCCCAGGGAGGCACAACCCCUUGGCAACACCUCCAUGCAGACAAGACCCCAGGAAUGCGCUCCCACAGAGAUGCUCAGGGGGACCCGCGCCGAGGUGUGGGCUAAGCCCCAGCAGAUGGACGCCUGCCACCGCCCACACGGGCACACACACAGCCACCCCGCCCCUGGCCCCAAGACAGGUGUGGCCCCUGGCGCACGUGCUUACGCUGGCUCAGGUGGCCCUGUGUCCGGACUGCCCUCCCGCACACCCAGGCAGCCCUCCCCCUCCUCCGCUCCUCCCCAAGGCCUGGGCCAGCUCACCUCCACCAUCCUCUUCCCUCUGUCCUGGGCCACCCGCAGUGGGGCAGGCCGGCAGACAGAGGCUUCCAGCUGAAAGAUCAGGGAGCUGGGAUCAAGGGGUUCCCCUGCCCACGGAGGCUGCGAUGCCAGCAAGAGCCCCAGAGGGUGCAACGAAGGGGGGCCCUGCUGCUCUGCCCCACUCACCCAUCAGGAUGAACCCGAGACUUGCGGCCUUACCAGGGGAGAUCACGCAUUCCUCGGCCACUCUGCGCCGUUGGCACCAGGAGGAAUUUGGCAGUAUCCAGUCGAGGUGAAGACACACUGGGGACCUGGCAAGUGCUCUCCCACGUCUACACCCAGGGACACACAUGAGAAGGUUCACACAGCACAGUCUGAAUCGGCGAGGGACUGGAAACAACACAAACGCUCGUCUACAGGAGAUGGAUGAUGAACUGUGAUCUACUAGCUCCGUGGAAUAGUACACAACAGUGAGAAUGAAUGACCCACAGCUACGUUGGAUGGACAUCAAAAACAAUAUUAAACAGAAGAAGCAAAACAAAACCCGAUACAUCCUAGGACUUUGUUCAGAAAUAGUUUAAAACCAGACAAAAUGAAAUAUGCUCUUUAGGGAAGCAUACAGAGGUAGCAAAACCAAAGAGAAAAGCAAGGCAGCGACUGCCUCAAAAAUCAGGGGAGAAGCUGCCUCCGGGGUGCAAGAGGGCUUGGGACGGGCUUCUGGGGGGCUGGAACCAUCUGUGUCUUCAAAUGGAGGCGGGGGUUACGUGGGUUUUCCCUUUAAAGUAACUGAUCAUACUAUACAUUUAUGCCUUAGGUAGGCUAAUAAUUUAAAAUUAGGAUUUUAAAUAAAAAAAAUAUAUAUGUCUA
This is a messenger RNA of Orcinus orca (killer whale), 1195 nucleotides long. RefSeq lists its product as uncharacterized. NCBI's taxonomy places the organism in Eukaryota, Metazoa, Chordata, Mammalia, Artiodactyla, Delphinidae. The record is from RefSeq and is a predicted model, not a curated record. Bases 1 to 624 code for a protein of 207 amino acids. The transcript is spliced from 3 exons.